GGCGCUCCCCCGCCCCCUCCUCUCUGUCCGCCGCCGUCCCGGCGUGCCCCGCGCUCGGCACUGCCCGCGGCCGCUCUGGCCGCGCCCCUCCCCUGCCCACCCCGCGCGGGAAGAUGGCGGCGGAGGCGGCGGACUCGUGGGACGCCGACAGCUUCGAGGUGGUGGAGCCGGUGGCGAAGCGGCUGGUGCCGGGAGUGGCCGGGGACCGCUGGGCCGGCGAGGAUGAGGAGGACGACGUGAAGGAUAACUGGGAUGAUGAGGAGGAAGAGGAAGAAGUAAAGGAGGCGGAGGUAAAACAAGAGCCAAAAGUUUCAGACAAAAAGAAAAUAGCAGAAAAAAUAAAAGAAAAAGAGAAGCUACAGAAGAAAAAGCAAGAGGAGCUUAAAAAAAGGUUAGAGGUGCCGGAGGAACAGAAAGAACUCACACCAGAAGAACAGUUAGCAGACAAACUACGGCUAAAGAAAUUGCAAGAGGAGUCGGACCUCGAGUUAGCAAAAGAAACAUUUGGUGUAAAUAACACUUGUGGAAUAGAUGCCAUGAAUCCCUCUUCCAAAGAAGACUUCACGGAAUUUGGCAAACUACUAAAAGAGAAAAUCACACAGUAUGAAAAAUCCUUACAUUACGCCGGGUUUUUGGAAGCGUUAGUUCGAGACGUAUGUAUUUCAUUGGAAGUUGAUGAUUUGAAAAAGAUCACAAACGCUCUGACAGUCCUAUGCAGCGAAAAGCAAAAACAGGAAAAGCAGAAUAAAGCCAAAAAGAAGAAAAAAGGCGUUGUGCCUGGUGGAGGUUUGAAGGCGACCAUGAAAGAUGACCUGGCUGAUUAUGGAGGCUACGAUGGUGAAUAUGUACAAGACUUUGAAGACUUCAUGUGACAUUUAUCUCCCUUUCUGUUGUCUUUCUGUUGCCCGUAAUCCCUUAAACAUGUAGCACAACUUCCGUUCCUUUAAAUUCUGCCAAAUGCUACAAUCAGAACUGCAGUGUCGCUGCGCUGGUGGCUUCGCUCCGUGCGGGCCCCUGCUAAAGCACCGGCUUCCUGGGCUGGGGUUGGAAUGAAGACAUUUACAAGCUCUAUAAAUUGCGGUUAAAACCCCCAAAUUCUGGUAAUCGCCACUGUUAUUAUUUGGUUUUAUAGUAACAGCCAUGAAAUUGGAGAUGAAUUUCAACAGGGCCAAGUAUUAGAGCCAGCACAGCUCAGUGACACGGCCUUAACUGUCCCCGGGGGCUCUGAACAGCAGCAGUUUGCAGCAAGGGCAUUGUGUGCGCAGUGUUAUGAUCGCUUCGUCUUGCGUUAGUGCUUGGGGUGUUGAGGUUACGGGGAGGGGGAGAGGCACCAGGGAUGCCUCGGUCCACGCCGAGCACGGGGUCUGGGCAGGGAGGGAGUUGCUGCUUUGGGAAAACGGCUACGGGCUUGAGGAUGAAGUUUAGUUUCCAUUCACCUGAAUUUUACUAAUGCAGCUGUAUGGGUUGGGUGUUCUUUAACAGUUAAUUGCCUGGUUUAAGUGUAGAAUGCGAAGGCUCCUUUGGUCUCUCCUGGGUUGUGGUGGAUCUUUCACGACUCGGCCAUUUUCUUUCAUUUGAAAAACAAACUUGCUUAGCAAACUGCAGCAGUUCCUACAGUUGGGCGAAUCAUUACCUUAACAAUUACAACAUCCGCAAUGUUUUAUAAAGCAACUAAUUUAAUAAAAAUCACUAUUGAGGACUUCA
Molecule: messenger RNA, 1704 nt
Organism: Cuculus canorus (common cuckoo)
Lineage: Eukaryota; Metazoa; Chordata; Aves; Cuculiformes; Cuculidae
Gene: EIF3J
Product: eukaryotic translation initiation factor 3 subunit J
Exons: 8
Coding region: 114-872 (252 amino acids)
Cellular component (GO): eukaryotic translation initiation factor 3 complex; cytoplasm
Molecular function (GO): translation initiation factor activity
Source: RefSeq, a predicted model, not a curated record